This is a messenger RNA of Leptopilina heterotoma, 571 nucleotides long. RefSeq lists its product as uncharacterized. The record is from RefSeq and is a predicted model, not a curated record. Bases 148 to 522 code for a protein of 124 amino acids. Lineage: Eukaryota; Metazoa; Arthropoda; Insecta; Hymenoptera; Figitidae. The transcript has 3 exons.
GCAACUUAUAUUUCUAAACGCAUUCACCAACAUUUUGUGAACUAAAUUGAACGAACUUAAGUAUAUUUUCGUAUAAAAUUAUUUUGUUUUAUUAAAAGAAAUUUUUCACUUUCCAUACAAUAUUACAAAAACUACAAAAAAUUCAAAAUGAAAUUUUCGAUUUCUAUUUUUUUAAUGCUGCUAUCUGUGUUAAUCAAUAAUUGUCAAUCAUCAGAUUAUGGUGAUUUCAGACAGUACAGAAGUAGAUUAGAAGCCGAAGAGCACUGUAUUAGUACAAUAUUCAAAACGAAAACAAGUUUAAUUUUUAGAACUAAAAAGAGAGUUGUAGCUUACGCUUGUAAAGGGAAUCCGGAAAUUUAUCAUAAAAAAAAGAUAAUGCAAAGAAAGAUUGUGUCUCUAAAUUUGAUUAUGGUCAUCAUUACUAUUGCACAUAUGAGAAAACAAUAUUUUUCGAUUAGAUCUCGCUCUCUCUCUAUCUUGAAAGAAAGAAAGAAAGAAAGAAACUCUAAAAAAAUGAAAUAAAUAAAAUAUUACUGUUUAUUGUGUAAAAUGAUAUUUUAAAAUAAAUUUU